UUCACUCAGUAUCAUUAUCUCAGUUUUGACCAACACGUGUGAACACUGGAGGUCAGCAGUGAGUCUUCUGUGGUAUAGAGACACAAAACAAGAUUUUAACCCAUUAGCAGUACCUUUUUUUAACCAGAGUUAUAUAGUUUUGAGUUCUACACAAGACAUUGAAUUACAAUUUGAGCACAUUAAAUUACCAACACAUUAGAAUUUUCUUUAAAAGUCAACUUUUAACUUAAUCAUAGAAUGAGCAAAAUUCUCAAGUCGUUUAUAUAACUGAGCUAAAAGCGGCCUGUAAUUAUUUAUUAAACACUUUGCAUCUUAAAGCAUAGCAGUGGCACUUUUUUCAAGCGAACAUUUUGGUAUGUUUUUGCAUCAUGACCCUGUCAGUCUGCUCCUUGAACCGUUCGAGCAGGCCAUUGAAAAGACUCAUUGUUUCUUGAGGUUGGACAGAGUCUGUCUUCAGCUGUGUUCACUGAGAGAGCAGUCAGGGACAUUACACACAAGCACAGCACUGCUGCCUACAGUCAUGGGUUGUUAUGAAUGCUGUAUGCGCUGUCUGGGAGGAGUACCAUACGUCUCUCUGGUGGCCACUCUGCUGUGUUUCUCUGGCGUUGCUCUGUUCUGCUGCUGUGGAAAUCAGGCCCUUACAGAGAGCGAAAGACUUAUCGAGAAGUACUUCACCCGUGAGCAUCAGGACUACAUCACCCUAGCGUACCUUAUUGAGUAUUUUCAGUACAUCAUUUAUGGCCUGGCCUCCUUCUUCUUCCUGUACUGUAUAGUCCUGCUGGCUGAAGGUUUUUACACCACCAGUGUAGUCCGGCAGUCAUUUGGAGAAUUCCGUAGUACAGUAUGUGGGCGCUGUCUCAGCACAACGUUCAUUGUAAUCACAUAUUUCCUGGUUGUGAUCUGGUUGCUGGUGUUCUCUCUCUCUUCGCUUCCUGUCUACUUUUUUUACAACAUGGCAAACACAUGUCGCACUAUCAGCGUCCUCUCUGAAACGCCCUCCAGCAUCAACCAGCUGUGCAUUGAUGCCAGACAGUACGGUUUACUUCCAUGGAGCGCAGUACCAGGAAAGGCUUGUGGGAUGACCCUGUCUAAUGUCUGCAAGACAAGAGAGUUUCUCCUGAUCUAUGAUCUCUUCAUCGCUGCCUUCGCUGGAGCGGGGAUGACAGUCUUGGCUCUGCUCACAUUCACUGUGUCCACCACCUAUAACUCUGCAGUCCUGCGGUAUCUGGGGAGGAAAGGCAUCGGUCCACGCUGUUAACGUCUGUUCUGUUCUACGCUAAAUAACAGCACACUAUUGGAGCAUCUUCUUCAUCAACACAACACAAUUUCCUGACUCUAUUUUACUUUUUUUUUUAUAAAGAUUUACAAGCUUGAAAUCUGCCUUUUAAAAAAUGCAAAUAAAAAUUAUAAUCGGGUAGAAAUA
Carassius carassius (crucian carp) is the source of this 1423-nucleotide messenger RNA. Its product is annotated as myelin proteolipid protein-like. The record is from RefSeq and is a predicted model, not a curated record. Gene Ontology annotation, biological process: axon development; central nervous system myelination. Gene Ontology annotation, molecular function: structural constituent of myelin sheath. NCBI's taxonomy places the organism in Eukaryota, Metazoa, Chordata, Actinopteri, Cypriniformes, Cyprinidae. The transcript has 7 exons. Bases 356 to 1258 code for a protein of 300 amino acids. Gene Ontology annotation, cellular component: myelin sheath; plasma membrane.